This is a messenger RNA of Arabidopsis arenosa, 840 nucleotides long. The record is from the annotation of a GenBank genome assembly. NCBI's taxonomy places the organism in Eukaryota, Viridiplantae, Streptophyta, Magnoliopsida, Brassicales, Brassicaceae.
ACACACAUAUGUCUUUUAAUUGAAACGCACCACAAAUAGAACAAAUAACCCCACACACACACCAAUGGAGCCAAAGCUAACCCAUCUUUGCUAUUGCCUUCUACUUUUUCUUCCACUACUCUCCCAAUCCACCAUAGCCAAACCUUCAUCAUCACCAAACCCUAGCAACAGCAUCAACUUCAUUGUCUCAUCAUGCCGUGUCACGCGUUACCAAACUCUCUGCGUCAAAUGCCUCGCCACUUUCGCCAACAAAAUCCGCCGCAACGAAAACCGGUUAACUCAAACCGCUUUAGCCGUUACUCUAGUCCGGGUGCAGUCCACAACGGUCUACGUAGCGAAGCUGACUAAAUCUAGGAGAAUCAAACGGAGAGAGUACUUAGCCGUGAAGGAUUGUGUUGAGAAUCUUGGAGACGGUUUAGAGAUGUUGGCUCAGUCGAUGAGGGAGUUGAGACAAGUUGGUGGAUCCGGUCGUGAUCGAGACGAGUUCUUGUGGAGGCUAAGUAACGUUGAGACAUGGGUUAGUGCUGCCUUAACGGAUGAGACAACGUGUCUUGAUGGGUUCGAUGGAAAGGUUAUGGACGGUGUGGUGAAAUCGGCGAUUAGAAGACGAGUGGUUCAUGUGGCUCGAGUUACUAGUAAUGCUUUGGCUCUUGUAAACCGGUUCGCGGCUCGGCAUAAGUCAUAGUUUCGGGUAAUAAAUUAAAAUCCGGUCCUAAUUAAUUAGGUUUUGUCAUGUAUUGUUUUUUUCCUAGUGGGAUCGUUUGUUUCUUUAUGAUACUUUGUAUUUAUGUGUUGGCUUGUGAUGUUUUUGGGUUUAUGGAAAAAAGAAUUGGCCACAAA